UCCGUAGAAAUAACAAAAAUAAUUCCAGAGAAUAAAAUCAGAGAGAAUGAGAGAGAAAAAGACACCAUUGGUGUUCUUUAAUUUUUAAUUUUCAAGACAAUUUUAUAUUAAUUUUAGUUUUUGCGCUUUGGGGCCAGAGUGUUUGUUUAUGUUCUCCGUUCCGUUCCAUUUCGGUUCCGUUCACCGCUUAUUUUCUUUCGUUUCUAGUUUCGCACAGAAACAGAAAUAGAUAGAUAGAUACAGAAACAGUGAGCGAGAGAGAGAGAAACGGAACAAACCUAACCGAAUUUCUCGGGAAAAUUUUCGUGUAGUGUAUUUUUUAUUAUUUGUUUUGGUAAUUGUUGGAAUUGAAGAGUGGAGGAUUGUUCGAGUUAGGGUUUUUGAAUUAAGUUGUUCCGUUUUGGAGGCGAGGUUAUUCGCGCGGAUUAUUCUCGAACUGAAUCGGUAAUGUUGGUUUGGAGUGCGAUUUCGCCGGAAUUGUAACUACGAUCUCGACGGAACUGCUCAAAUCAUAGGGUUGAAGCAAUGGAUGUUGAUUCCUCGAUGGUGCCGGAGGCUAAUCACGAUCCGGCGGCGCAAAACCACACGGCGGAAAGGGAGCAGCAGCAGCAGUUAAGGGAGUCUCCAUCGCCUACGUCGUCGCCGCCGACUUCAUCCUCCGGCGACGGGUCUCCGACGCAUUCGCCGGCGAAUCAUCAGCAGCUGCAGGCGGCAGCUCAGGUGCAGCAGAGUCCGGUGGUUGGUCCGAGGUUGGCGCCAACUUACUCGGUGGUUGACGCGAUUCUGGAGAAAAAGGAGGACGGUCCAGGGCCAAGGUGUGGCCACACGCUAACGGCGGUGGCUGCGGUUGGAGAAGAAGGCACACCAGGGUACAUUGGUCCGCGGUUGAUUCUGUUUGGCGGUGCCACCGCUCUGGAAGGGAAUUCCGCAGCGUCAGGAGCUCCUGCUUCCCCUGGAAAUGCUGGCAUACGUUUGGCUGGUGCGACAGCUGAUGUCCACUGUUAUGACGUCUUAACUAAGAAAUGGUCUAGGAUAACUCCCUUUGGAGAGCCUCCAACCCCAAGAGCUGCACAUGUGGCGACUGCUGUGGGAACAAUGGUAGUUAUUCAGGGUGGCAUUGGUCCAGCUGGUUUGUCAGCUGAGGACCUUCAUGUUCUUGAUCUGACACAACAACGGCCACGAUGGCAUAGGGUUAAUGUUCCAGGACCUGGACCAGGGCCACGUUAUGGACAUGUUAUGGCUUUGGUGGGGCAGCGGUAUCUCAUGGCAAUUGGAGGCAAUGAUGGAAAGAGACCUUUAGCCGAUGUAUGGGCCUUAGACACAGCAGCCAAGCCUUAUGAAUGGCGCAAGUUGGAGCCAGAAGGAGAGGGUCCGCCUCCAUGCAUGUAUGCAACCGCAAGCGCACGCUCUGAUGGGCUGCUUCUGCUUUGUGGAGGGCGGGACGCCAAUAGUAUUCCACUAGCUAGUGCAUAUGGACUUGCUAAGCAUAGGGACGGUCGUUGGGAGUGGGCAAUUGCUCCUGGUGUCUCACCAUCUCCAAGAUAUCAGCAUGCAGCGGUAUUUGUUAAUGCAAGGCUCCACGUGUCUGGUGGGGCUCUUGGUGGAGGACGGAUGGUAGAAGACUCAUCAAGUGUUGCAGUGUUGGACACUGCCGCUGGUGUAUGGUGUGAUACAAAAUCUGUUGUUACCAGCCCAAGAACAGGUAAAUUCAGUGCUGAUGCAGCUGGUGGUGAUGCCUCAGUUGAGUUGACACGGCGUUGCAGACAUGCAGCUGCUGCUAUUGGUGACCUAAUUUAUAUUUAUGGUGGAUUACGUGGUGGGGUCUUGCUGGAUGACCUACUUGUUGCUGAAGAUCUUGCUGCUGCUGAAACAACACCUGCUGCUUCACAUGCUGCUGCGGCAGCAGCUGCAUCUAAUGCACAAGUUGGACAAUUACCUGGAAGAUAUGGAUUUGUUGAUGACAGGACAAGGCAAACAACGCUGGAAGCAGCACCUGAUGGUUCAGUUGUUUUGGGUAACCCGGUUGCUGCCCCUGUAAAUGGUGACAUGUACAGUGAUAUCAGCACUGAAAAUGCCAUGCUUCAGGGACCUAGGCGAACUACCAAAGGAGUUGAGUAUCUGGUUGAAGCAUCAGCUGCAGAAGCAGAAGCUAUCAGUGCCACGCUGGCAGCGGCAAAAGCACGGCAGGAGAAUGGAGAAGUUGAGUUGCCUGACAGAGAUCGUACAGCUGAGGCUACCCCUAGUGGCAAACAAAUAUCUUCUCUGAUUAAGCCUGAUUCUGCAGGAGCAAAUAACAUCACUCCUGGUGGAGUUAGACUGCAUCACAGAGCUGUGGUGGUUGCUGCUGAGACUGGUGGAGCAUUAGGUGGCAUGGUUAGACAGCUUUCCAUUGAUCAGUUUGAAAAUGAAGGCAGACGGGUUAGUUAUGGGACUCCAGAAAGUGCAACUGCUGCUAGAAAAUUAUUAGAUCGGCAGAUGUCUAUCAACAGUGUCCCAAAGAAGGUCAUAGCACAUCUGUUGAAGCCCCGUGGCUGGAAACCACCAGUUCGCCGGCAGUUUUUCUUAGAUUGCAAUGAACUUGCGGAUCUUUGUGAUAGUGCAGAGCGUAUAUUUUCAAGUGAACCAACUGUCUUACAACUUAGGGCACCAAUUAAAAUAUUUGGUGAUUUACAUGGGCAAUUCGGGGAUCUUAUGCGGCUCUUUGAUGAGUAUGGAGCUCCGUCAACUGCUGGUGACAUAGCAUAUAUCGAUUAUCUAUUUCUUGGAGAUUAUGUUGAUAGGGGCCAACACAGCUUGGAAACUAUAACCCUUUUGCUUGCUCUGAAGGUUGAGUAUCCUAGCAAUGUACAUUUGAUACGCGGAAAUCAUGAAGCUGCGGAUAUUAAUGCCCUUUUUGGUUUCCGGAUUGAGUGCAUUGAGCGAAUGGUAAUGAAUUUCUUCUGCAGGACGAUGAUUUUUCAUUAUUAUUUGAUACCUCAACUAACAUUUUAUUUUUCUGAUCAGGGUGAGAGAGAUGGUAUUUGGGCAUGGCAUCGGAUAAACCGUCUGUUUAAUUGGCUUCCUCUGGCUGCUCUAAUUGAGAAAAAAAUUAUUUGCAUGCAUGGGGGUAUUGGUCGCUCAAUAAAUCAUUUGGAACAGAUUCAAAAUAUUCAGCGUCCAAUUACGAUGGAAGCAGGAUCGAUUGUACUUAUGGAUCUGUUGUGGUCUGAUCCUACAGAGAAUGAUAGUGUGGAAGGGCUGCGGCCAAAUGCUAGAGGUCCGGGUUUAGUUACUUUUGGGCCGGACCGUGUGAUGGAAUUUUGCAACAACAAUGAUCUUCAGCUGAUUGUUCGAGCACAUGAAUGUGUUAUGGAUGGCUUUGAGCGUUUUGCCCAGGGGCAUCUGAUCACUCUUUUUUCAGCUACAAACUACUGUGGUACUGCAAAUAAUGCUGGGGCAAUAUUAGUUUUAGGUAGAGAUCUUGUGGUGGUUCCUAAAUUGAUCCACCCAUUACCACCUGCAAUUUCUUCACCCGAAACAUCACCGGAGCGUCAUAUUGAAGAUACGUGGAUGCAGGAAUUGAAUGCCAACAGACCACCGACACCAACUAGAGGCCGUCCUCAAGUAACAAAUGACCGGGGUUCUCUUGCUUGGAUAUAGUGAUCAGCAGGAAAGUCCCUCAUGUUUAGCCUUAACUGCUUGUGCUGUCGUGUGGUUUCUGGUGUACUGUACUGUACAUAGCACCGUGCCAAUUAUGGGGUACCCGAGCUCGUGGUCUCAAACCCUGCAGAAAGCAUGAAGGCGUUCGUAUGUACACUCAAUCAGCAUUCAUCACCCCUUUCUGUGAUUAGAAGAAACCACGAUGGCCACACAGCUUUGUCCAUUUUGACUGGGAUAGUGGUUAUCCGGGUUCACCCACUGUUGUAAAUUGAGGCUUAGGUACAGAAUCAAGGUCAGUAUUGUCAUGGAUUUUGUCGGUGUUGCCUAUUUUUGUCACCAAGAGGACUGGAAGGUUUUCUAAUUUUUUUUUUUAUUUUCUUUUCCUGUGAUGGUGAGAUAUAUCAGAAAUAUUUCUUGGGGGUCGCGUCUUGUAUCAUAGGUAUGGCUUAUCCAUACUCUGUACAAUUAAUUUGUGUGAAACUCAGGAAUAUGUGAAUUUUGGUUAUAGAAUUUUAAUAUUCUUGUGCUCCAAAA
Messenger RNA from Arachis stenosperma, 4173 nucleotides. RefSeq names its product serine/threonine-protein phosphatase BSL3. The coding region runs from base 526 to 3639 and encodes 1037 amino acids. Gene Ontology annotation, biological process: brassinosteroid mediated signaling pathway. The record is from RefSeq and is a predicted model, not a curated record. Gene Ontology annotation, molecular function: protein binding; phosphoprotein phosphatase activity. Lineage: Eukaryota; Viridiplantae; Streptophyta; Magnoliopsida; Fabales; Fabaceae. The transcript is spliced from 20 exons.